GGUGGGGGAGGGGGCGUUGAAGCCAGGGUGAACGAUGGGAUGGGCCUCUCGUCGUGCUCAUCCACCUCUACGGAGUACUCCGUACGCACAGCUCCCGCUUCAGCCUUCCGACGGUUUCCCCUUUUGGGCGUUCAAUCUGCUCUUAUUAUUGCCUUAUCAUUUUUCGAAACCCCCUUCCAGCGUGUAAGUACGACGUACCGACACGCCGUUCGAUUCUCCUUUUGGCGCCGUUUCGUAUUGGUCAAUUAUUUUCCGUCCUUCGCUCAAAGAUCGAUAGAACCCCGCCACGUCCGUCUGCUUACACGAGGUAUCCCCGUCUCGGAACCCCGUCAGGAGGUCUUGGUUCUGGUUGCUGGGUCCUUGGGAGGGAGCUUGCCUGUGCUGCUGUCCGAAGCCUUUGCGAAAUAUUCAUCACCUUUUUUUUUUUUUUUGUAGUUAUAAACAUAAUUAGCCUCACUCUCCCCGCCGUUCUUUUCUUUCGUUGAACCCUCUUCUCCCGCACCCGGUUCGCCUCCCCUGUUUUGC
Messenger RNA from Sodiomyces alkalinus F11, 525 nucleotides. RefSeq lists its product as hypothetical. Bases 40 to 435 code for a protein of 131 amino acids. The transcript has a single exon. NCBI's taxonomy places the organism in Eukaryota, Fungi, Ascomycota, Sordariomycetes, Glomerellales, Plectosphaerellaceae. The record is from RefSeq and is a predicted model, not a curated record.